UUUUCUCUCUUAUUCCGGACAACAAUCCAUCCAAAAUGAGUGAUCCAGCAAAACCCGAGGAAAAGCCAGGAUGCCAAGGAGAAAAGGGCAAAGGAAAGAGCCAGGAUCAUGGCCAAGGCCAAGGCCAAGGUAAAGGCCAUGGCCACGGCCACGGCCACGGCCAAGGACACGGACACGGACAGGGACAGGGUAAAGAGGGUAAAGAGGGUAAAGAGGGUAAAGAGGGUAAAGGACAUGGACAUGGCUCUGAAGAACACGGAAAAGAGGGAAAAUGCAAAAAGUGAGCGAAAAGGAAAGUGAGCAUGCUGAAAGAAAAGACGAGACGUCCAGCCUCUAGUUUUGCUCGGUUAAAUAUUACUAAAAAAAAUGCAAUGUGUUUUUGACUGUAUAAAAAGACUUGAACAAUAAACUUUACAGUACUAA
Trichomycterus rosablanca is the source of this 423-nucleotide messenger RNA. RefSeq names its product holotricin-3. The record is from RefSeq and is a predicted model, not a curated record. The coding region runs from base 36 to 284 and encodes 82 amino acids. The transcript is spliced from 3 exons. NCBI's taxonomy places the organism in Eukaryota, Metazoa, Chordata, Actinopteri, Siluriformes, Trichomycteridae.